Moneuplotes crassus is the source of this 1066-nucleotide messenger RNA. The record is from the annotation of a GenBank genome assembly. NCBI's taxonomy places the organism in Eukaryota, Ciliophora, Spirotrichea, Euplotida, Euplotidae.
GUGGAAACAUGUAUCUAAAUCAAACAAUUAUCAGUCCCUCAGAACUGAAGAGGAAUAAACAGAAGAGAUAUUUAGAAGAGACUGACUAUAAAUGGGCCGGAAUUGAUGGGUUUGAUAUCGAGGUAAACCUUGAUGAUUAUCCUCCUAAAGGCACAACUGAUGACGAAACUAACCUGACAAACUCUGUGAAUUUUGAAGAUAUCCAAGAGGAUGAUCAGAACAAUGAUGAUUAUGAUUUUUAUACUCAAAGAAGGGAUUAUUGGCUCGAGGAUAAAAUUGAUAACGAUAUAUCAACCCAUAUCUACUUUCUGACAGUGAUGAGCAAGCUGAAAGAACAGGAAAAAGAGUAUAAAGAUAGAUAUCUUUGAGACCCAGAAAAUGAAUUUAUUUAUGGCAUGAAAGAGCAGAAGAAAAUGACUCUUGUGUUGGAUCUUGAUGAAACCCUCAUUUGAGCGAAGCAAACUCCCUUAGAGUGGUAUGAUCAUAUUGUUGAAGUAGAAAACUCUAAUAGUGAUAAACAGAAAUACUAUGUCAGUUUUAGACCUUACUUGUUUGAGUUCCUUGAAAAGAUGAGCAAAAUAUAUGAGAUAGUUAUUUGGACAGCUGCAAAUAGACAGUAUGGGGAGCAGAUGCUCAAUCUUAUAGAUCCUACACGUGAUUUUAUUAGUUAUUCAUUGUUCCGAGGUUCCUGUCUUAAUUUCCAAAAUUGAUUCAUAAAGGACUUAUCAUAUCUAAAUCGACCGUUGAGUCACACAUUGAUAUUGGACAACUCAUUUAUCUCAUUCUCAGGUAAUCUUAGUAAUGCGAUGCCUAUCCUGGAUUACUGCGGAGACAAGCAUGAUGUGGAGCUUAAAUAUGUUGCUAAAGAUCUUGAAGACAUUUAUAACAAGGUAGCCAAUAGUCUGAACCCAAUGAACCAUGAUGUUAGAAAGGUUUUGAGGAAGAUGUAUCUUUUGGAGCAGAGAGUGAGGGAGUUUGUGUUUUUGAAUCCCAGAAAAGUAAUUUUUCAGUAAUUUUUGGAGGAAUUGGGGAUAUCAUUUGGUAGAUGAGAGAAUUCAGGGUCUGU